This is a messenger RNA of Pararge aegeria (speckled wood butterfly), 1543 nucleotides long. RefSeq names its product protein ALP1-like. The record is from RefSeq and is a predicted model, not a curated record. Bases 233 to 1435 code for a protein of 400 amino acids. The transcript is spliced from 2 exons. NCBI's taxonomy places the organism in Eukaryota, Metazoa, Arthropoda, Insecta, Lepidoptera, Nymphalidae.
AGGGCCGGCGCCCAUUGUCGGCAUCGGCAAGGAACAGGAUCCUUCGGCAUCCUACAUGCAAGCGCACACUGAUGGAAACUAUGCUUUGGCAUGCUGCAACGUUCUUAGGGAUGACGAGGCGUCCUUUAGCAUGCCGCACCGUCCUGUAGCUUGCCGAAGCGUCUCAAUAUCGUAUUUCUCGUCAAAACAGUUUCAGAGUUGUUACAAGCUAGUUGUGUGAGUUGUAUUUAAUAUGGUGGACUGGGAUCUAGUGCUCAUAGCAGCUCUUGCUGAAGAAGAAGAGAAAUCUAAUCAAUCAAGAAGAUUUUGGGUGAACAACCUUUGGAAGCAACGAUAUACGUCCGGUGAAUUCAACAAUUUAUUCAAUGAUUUGCGUUAUGACGUGCGAAAAUUUUAUGACUACUAUAGAAUGAGUUAUGAAAAUUUUGAAAGUCUGGUUCAUUUGCUUCGACCUUUCAUGGAGAAAAAACAAUCAAAUUUUCGCACACCUAUAUCUGUUGAAGAAAGAUUGUCUGUGUGCUUGAGGUUUUUAAUCACAGGAGUCAGUUUCAAAACUUUAGCAUUCAAUUACCGAAUGGGAUUUAGUACAGUUCGUUGUAUAGUCCAUGAAACCUGCCGUGUAAUCUGGAAUAUUCUUGGCCGUAUCGUUCUGCCAAAACCAACAACAGCACAAUGGAAGAUAAUUGCUAAAGACUUUGAUGAAAUAUGGAAUUUUCCAAAUUGUAUUGGUGCCAUAGAUGGCAAGCACUUCAAGAUACGAGCUCCAAAUAAUAGUGGAAGUAUGUAUUUUAAUUAUAAAAAAUUUUUUAGUAUCGUUCUGUUGGCUGUAGCAGAUGCUAAAUACAGAUUUGUCAUUGUCGAUGUAGGUGCUUAUGGUAGAAAUAGCGACGGUGGUAUAUUAGAUCAUUCAAAAUUGGGUUUAAAAUUGCAAAACGACACCUUAAAUAUUCCUCAAAAUGUGAGCUUACGAGGAAUAACUGAAGAAUUACCCUAUGUUUUUGUUGCUGAUGAAGCAUUUCCACUAACGAAAAAUAUAAUGAGACCGUACCCUGCGAAUCAAUUGGCAAAUAUAGAGAAAAGAGUUUUUAAUUACAGACUAAGUCGAGCAAGGCGUAUUGUGGAGAGUGCUUUUGGCAUUCUUCAAUCAAGGUUUGAAAUAUUUCAGAGGAGAAUGCAAGUACAAGCAAAAUAUAUAGAUAACAUCAUUUUAGCCUGCUGUUCUUUACAUAAUUACAUCAUUAACAAUGCAACGACGGAACUUCCAAACCCACUACAGGAAAGUGACAUUUUAGAAAGUUCCGUGGAUAACAAUGUAGUUGGCGAUACCGAUAUUAUCAUGUGCGAGGGUAUGGUCAUUAGAUAUCAAUUUAAACAAUAUUUUAACUCUGAACAUGGGUCAGUUAGUUGGCAGAAUAAUAUUGUCAAUAGAUCAUAAAAUACCAACGAUCUAUAAGUCAAUGUAAUUAAUUAUAUAUUAUAUAUACUUAUACUUAUUAUAACUCAAUAAAAAAUACAAUGUUUAUGAUGCUUACUUACGUGUUUU